This is a messenger RNA of Dreissena polymorpha, 3382 nucleotides long. Its product is annotated as adhesion G protein-coupled receptor E5-like. The record is from RefSeq and is a predicted model, not a curated record. NCBI's taxonomy places the organism in Eukaryota, Metazoa, Mollusca, Bivalvia, Myida, Dreissenidae. Gene Ontology annotation, molecular function: G protein-coupled receptor activity. The coding region runs from base 171 to 1526 and encodes 451 amino acids. Gene Ontology annotation, cellular component: membrane. The transcript is spliced from 17 exons. Gene Ontology annotation, biological process: negative regulation of angiogenesis; adenylate cyclase-activating G protein-coupled receptor signaling pathway; cell surface receptor signaling pathway.
CAGCAACAAGACAACCAACUCCUGGGAUGCGCUCAAAGACCAGGGUGGAGCAGCAAGAGUCCUUUAUGUUCUAGACGACUUUAUCGCUAAAGUGGCAAAUAGCAACUUGACAGAAGCGAAGAAUAUGACGUUUGUUAAAAAUAACCUUUAUAUAAAAAUCGACACAGCAAAUGAUUGUAAAACGGUCAGUUUUCCGGGUGAUGAAAAUAGAGGGAAACGGUCCAGAUUGGGCAAAACAAAGUAAAGACAAUAUAGAGGUCGAGUGUAGAGACGGAGGGAAUCUUCAGUACAGUGGCUCUCUAUUCCGUAACCUUUCUGCCAUAAUGACUGGGAGAACAGAAGACAAACGGACGACUAAACAGAUCAAUGGACCUGUCUUAUCUUUUAAAAAGCUUGCAACAAAUCAGAUGAACGAUCUUAAAACAGAAAGUGUGAAGAUAGUCUUCCAGAUAUUCAAUAGUUCCUUAGACUAUCCGAUCUGCUCUUACUGGAAGAAAGAUGAGCAUGGCUCAAAUGGCCAGUGGUUAGGGGACGGAUGUUGGCUAGAAGAUUUUAAUCGGUCAUCUGGACUUGUGACAUGCGCAUGCUCACAUCUCACGAACUUUGCAGUCCUAAUGAGUCCAUCGGUUACUGUUAGCAAGAUUCACCACCAGGCGCUGAGUGCAAUCACAGUGGUCGGUUGCACACUCUCAAUGACUGGUCUGGUUGCCACAGCAAUCGCGUAUCUCUACUUCUGGAGAUUGGUAAAGUCAGACCGCGCCACACUGUUGAUACAUCUGUGUGUCACACUAUUCGUUGCCUAUCUGGUGUUUUUAAUAGGAAUACAGCGCACAGAAUACACGGUAACGUGUACCUCGAUUGCCGUCGUUCUUCAUUACGUGUAUCUCGUGGCCUUCUUCAUUAUGCUAGCAGAGGGCGGUGUCAUUUCAUUGAUGGUGCUUCGGCCACUUGGCAAAAAGGACGUUGUUAGUUUCUUUUUGGGUGCCUCUUACGGCAUACCACUUAUUAUUGUUGGAAUAUCAAUUGGCGUGACGCAGUUCAGAGGUUACGGAAACGAACGUUUCUGUUGGUUGACGGUUGAAACAGGUCUCUUUUGGGCCUUUGCGGGACCAGUCUUGGCGAUUGUCGCAGCGAACAUGGUUAUUACGGUACUAGUUUUAAAGCAGCUAUUUGGAGUAUCCGCAAUGGCAAAGAGGAAAGAUGUCGAGAAAAUAAAGACCGGCGUCAGAAGCGUGUGCAUCCUUCUGCCCGUACUGGGACUCACCUGGGUGUUUGGCAUCUUCGCCGUCAACAGGGACACCAUCUUCUUCCAGUACCUGUUCGCCAUCUUCAACAGCUUGCAGGGAUUCCUGAUAUUUAUAGUGCAGUGUGUGUUUGACAGAAAGGUAUGCGAUGCUUUCCGCCAGGCACGUAUUCGUAUUCCGCUGUUCACAACAACAACUGACGUUCGCACAGUCGAAACGGAAAUGAAAUCCACACAGAAAUCUUCAUCUCACAAGGGCAGCGCUUCAACGUCAGGCGAGUGAAGUACCUUUGGUCGCAGCGUUACUGCCGUGAGGCUUUGUCUAAUUCGCACAUUUUAAGUCAUUAAUUAUAUGCCACUUGUUGCGGAAUCAUUUGAACAAUUCAAUUUGAACUGAUCACACAUGAAGAUGUAUCAUGUACUUUAUUGUAAUGUUCAUUUGUGUAAAGUUUACAUUUAUUUAUCACUCGAUGAUUGACUUCAAUUAAUGCAAUUACAGAAAAUGUUACCCUUUUCUAUGUAUACGUACGCCAUGCCAUAUUGUACUUUUGUUCUAAUGUGCAUGAACAGUAAAUAUUUUGUUGUAUAAUUAUUUCUGUAAAUGUGGUACUUAGUUGUUUCCUUCCCCCCCCCCCCCCCCAAGGAACACUUGGACAAGAUUUUGAAUUGCACUUUGAUAAUCGGCAAUAUAGUUUAUUGAACAUAUGUUUAGCGUGCAUUUCACUGUUGUGUACGUAUUGUUUUAUAAUUCCAAUUAUACUCUUAUGGCUUCCAUUCUUAUCAUAGCGAUCUAGCGUAUAUAAUCGCUUUUUCAUGAUAAUAACGAACAUACAUAAAAUGAAUGCAUAAUAGAAAGCAAGUAACACGAUGAAUUUAUGAAAGAGUGUUUUUCUAACCUAUACGGCCCGGAUUUGAUUCUCGGUUCCAAAGGAAUUGAGUUUGGUUAGUGAUCUCACUACGGGACAGGCGGGCUUUCCUUUGGAUACUCUGGCGCCCUACUCACUUUAUACAACAGAAGACCACAUAUACCCUCAAAAUAUAUAUCAGUAAACACAGCUGGAAAUUGCAUUUACAUUUCAUGAUUAUUACUCACUUUCGUGAGUCAAAUAUACAUAAGGUAAGAGUGCUUUGAACACACUCCGGGUUCUCACAUAAUGUAGCCUCAGGCGCAGAAGGACCUAAUAUACGUCGAAAUACACACAGUAUAUGAUAUUAUUAAAAUAACUUUUCUUCCCAUCCACGCAGUCUGAUGCUUUGUGCCUUCCCUUGUUAUCGGACUGGCUAGCUCAGUUGGUUGAGCGUUGGACUUGAAAUCCGAUGAUCGCGUAUUCGAUCAGCGGACACUUACCUGUUUAUUGGAAUUUGUCAUGAAUUCCUUUCUGCGGACAUUUUCUCCACCUACCUCUGAAAAAGUAGGACAGUUAUCUGAAACUAACAUAGGUAUGUACACGUAUGCUGGUACACCAGCUAUUAAAGUAUGAAUUGGCAAACGGACCGCCGUGAUAUGACUGAAAUAGUAUUGCCAACGGCUAAACUAAAGCAAACAAGCAGGUUUCUGUGUUGACGUAUACAGUUUUUGUAUAAAGUGUUAUUCACUUGCGCGUAGACGAGCUGUGUUUUAUGUAAGGUGCUUACGUACAGCGUCUGAUUAAAGAUCUUGUUCAAUUUUGCAUUGACGUGCAGCGUUAGAUGUAAGGUAUUAUUACAUUUUGUUCAGACGCGCAACGUUUGAUUUAAGGUUUUGUUCAGGUGCGCAUUGACAUCUAGGGUUUGAUGCACUAGUUAUCAUUAUACUAGGGUUUUGCUUUAAUAAUAUGUCGCAUGAUCAAUAUACUGUAACAUUUUGCGUAUAUUUCACAUUAAAACAUGGGCAUUACGAAUCGGAAAAUUAUGAAUUGACGCACGCGAUGUUAAUUAUAAUUUUGAUUGGAAGAAUUCUUACCAAAGGAUGAUACUGAUAGCGAAAUGCCUAGCGCAUUUGAGAUUGUGGUUUUCAACACCUACUUUUGUUUGAGGGAAAAUAUUUAGAAAUUCUUAACUAAAAAUGGUCUUGUUAAAAAUAGAUGAAUAUCACUCCUGUUCCUUACCUUCAACGUAAUAAUAUACCAUAUGAAUGCAAUAAACAUGUAUUUAUCUGUA